AUGGAAAUUAACGUUGUGGAGAUAAUUGCUAAGCAAUGUGUUAAUGCGGAAGAUGGCUGUGUUGAAGUGAAUCGGGAUAAAACGAAGAUUCUGGUGGAGAUUGUCACUCUAAAAGCGAAAAAACUGCAUGAAACAGUUCUUGCUACCUCCUUGUAAGUCUUUACUUUCUUUGAGUUUUCCUUUUUAGGUAUGAUCAAAAUGCGGGCCCAAUUGCCGCCAAAGACGACCAUUUGUUGGCUAAUGACGUGGAAGUUUUCAAAAGGAUCGCCGAAUUUUUUGGGAUCAGUUGGGUAAAAGUUUCCCCGGAUCUUCAAACCGAUGUAACCUAUCGUAAAAAUGGAUUUCUGAGCCACAUCAGACCUGCGAUAUGCUUCUUGGAGCUGUGGAAAAGUAUUCGAUUGGUGUUUAAUGGUGAUUAUCAUAAUGAAAGUCUACAUUCUUAUGCUUUACAUUCCUUUCAAACUAUCAAAACUGAUUCCCCGGUAAGUAGCAACUACCUCUUGAUUUUUUUAGGGUUUUAACUUGUUAAUCCAUCAACUGUUGAACAUUUAUGACGUGCUCUCAUCCAGAUCCGUUUAUCCAAUAUUCUCAACUCAUAUCAUCGAUUCUGAUCCCAAUUUAUGGUUAAUGGUAUCUUUAGAAAAACUUCUAAAGGAACAAAACUUCUCAGCGGUUGAAAGAAAAAAUGAUAUUAUAAAAAAGAAAUCUUCGGAAGUGGAUUACAGUAGAUUAUGGGAGAUUUCACGGGCUUGGACGAACUGGGAGAUUUCUAAUUAUGAUUAUAUUAUGAUUCUGAAUCAGUUCUCUGGUAUGUUGAUUCAGUUUUAUUUUAUGUUUAGGUCGAAUUCACGGUGAUCCUCAUAAACAUCCGAUAUUCCCUUGGGUGGUAGACUUCACGUCUCCAGAUGGCGGAUUCAGAGAUUUGACCAAGAGUAAAUAUCGAAUUCAAAAAGGAGAUACCCAAUUGAUCGAACAAUAUAAAAGACAACCAGCACAUCACAUUCCGGAAUUACUCUCCGAACUCAGUUAUACAAUGUACAGGGCGAGAAUGGAGUCCAAGGAAAAUUUACUGAGAUUUGUGAGAAAGCAGGUAAUGAUUAUGCAAUUUAUGACGUAAUAUUACGUAACACUGACCUAAAAUUGUUUAAUUCUAGUGGCUCCCGGAAGCUUAUCCUGCAAAUAUGGCUAGGUUAUUUGAAACAACCCCUGAUGAAUGUGUCCCCGAGUUUUUCGACGAUCCCACCAUCUUCAAAUCGAUCCAUAAUGAUCUUCCAGAUCUCCAGUUACCUGAAUGGACAAAAACUCCGGAGGAAUUUAUUAAAUGGCAUAGGGAAAUGCUUGAAUCUGAAGAAGUCUCAGCCCAUCUCCAUCAUUGGAUAGAUCUUGUGUUUGGCUAUUUAGUAAGCUCCCCUUUUUUGUUAUAUUGUUUUAGUUAUCUGGGCCUGAGGCAGUGGAAGCCUUGAAUGUGCAUUUGUGUUUCGUCCGAAUCUUAGCAGAAAAUCGGACGAUGGGCGCAGUUCAAUUAUUUACAAAUCCUCAUUCAAAACGAAAAGUUAAAUCAGAAUUGAAGAAUAGUCAGGAGUUAUUACCCAUGACAUACCCAGAAGAAUACUUUCCCAUUGAUCGAUGUGAUCUGAUAAAACCAGGAGAGUCCUUUAAUCUGAGUGAAUUACUGGUUCGAUUCUAUCAGCAAAAUGUAAGCAGUGCUCCUUUUGGUUGACUAAAUUAUAUUGUUUUAGAGUGGAACAAAAGAAUAUGUAAAAGAAAGUGCGAUUAGUAUUGGGGUUACAAUUGUUGAGCUCUGUUUGCCUGAAUUCUGCCGAGACCUCGCUCCAAAUGCCAGUUUUGAUGACCGUUACAUUAGGGCUCAAGGAUUGGUGACCAAUAGACCGAGCAGAAUCCCCAGACAUCUUCGGAAAGCCCUCAGGAUAUUGUUGAAUGUAACCGAGGAAGACAAUGACUUAAAUGUAAAUGAAGGGAAGAUUGAAUAUGUUGUUUUAGAAAUACUCGUUAUCGGGUAACUUUUACAACUUGUUCUUCUUACCGUACCAGGUGUUCCCAGUCCACGCCCAUUUAUCUGUUUAUCAUGCUUUGGAUGUUGAAUUUGCUAAUGCAAUCUACAAUGAGGAUGGUAAUCAAGCGCUAAGGUGAUUAAAAAUUAGAUCUUAGAUAUGAAAAUCGAAGAAUUAUACAUGGAAAGAGUAGAUAUCCUCAAGGAUUGUGUGGAAUUCUCGGACUAUGGAUCUCUUUGGAUGGACCAUUUCAUAGAUCUGAUUCAAGAUCUUCGAUUUGCUGUUAAUGUUUGUAAAAAGUUAUUCUACAGGAUAUCUGAGUUUGCUGGAGUGGAUGAAGUCAAGAUUUUGGUGGCUCCAAUAUCCAGACUUUUCGAAUAUAAUAUCCCAAAUCUGGCUAAGGUAGGGUAACCUACACGCUGCAAUUGGUUUAGUUAUUCGACAGAAGAUUCUUGAUCCAAUUAUCCAUCAGGUUUGGGACCAAAGAAUUUUUGAAUAGUUUUCUGCCACGAGUAAUCGAAGCUUUACUCUCAGCUAAUAGUAGUCUCAGUGAGGUGUCCAAGGACAGCAUUUUAUGGUUAUCCAAGAGGUAUGGUCCUAUCCUGACUGGAAAGCAUAUUACUCCAAACAUUCUGAAACUGCUUGCUCUUUGUUUUUCUGAUCAGAGGAGAUCCAAAGUUAGUGCCACAGAAGUAAGUCUUGUUGAUAGCUUCGUAUGUUAGCACAAUAUAAUGCAUGGUUGGUAUUGGUUUUAGAUGAGUCUAGACCUAGAGACGGAAGGAGAUAAGUCCAGUCGUGUAGUGGUGGGAUGUUUAAUAGAUCUUGCUGUCAUUUAUGGCCCAGCCAUGAUUACUUUACAUUACUUGCCUUACUGUGCGGAUAUUAUCGAUCAAGGUCUGCGAAGGAUGAACCUGGUUUCGGAGUCUGCUCUAAUCUCAUCCAUGGAGCUGAUUCAAUCGUGUUGUGAUUGUUUGAGUGACAAACAGUUAAUGGACGAUCUAAACGAGCUAAUUGUUGACCGAAUAUUCGUCCCAAUCGCCAGGUUAUUAUCGUCUCCCAAUGUUUCCUUCUCCUCUGAUGACUCCAGAAGAUUGUUGGCCUGUAAAGCGAUCAGAUCAUUCCAUCUUCUGUCAUGUAGAUUAGGUGGAGAGAAUGUUCAGAGAUAUAUGAAAGUGGUCCUUCAGAAGUUAUUCUCCGCUUUCAGUAUGUUAUACGAUAUAGAAAGGGAAGAUUCGAAGGAGGUAAUAAGAGUUGGAAAAUGCUCUCCUCAUCAAUUGGUCGCUACUUUUUGUCCAGAAUUUGCUUUGCUGCUUCUGAAAGCCUUUUCUCGGAUUUGCGGGCGGAAAUAUCUGAUAGAUUUGAUACCUGACCCAGUCUUGGUGACUCAUUUGGCAAUGAAGUCCUCGGAUGAUCUACAAGAUGGUAAAGUGAUCCCAAUUCAAUCAAAGAAUCCGUUUGAAUCACUAUCUUCAAUUUUGAAGCUAUCUCAUGUUGUGGAAACACCCCCACCGUCAUCGAUCGUCGCUUCUUUUGGCAGUGGAAAUCGAUUAUUCCUUCAAGAAGAUAUGAGUGAUGAGCAUAUCAAAGAAGUGAUGCCCUCAAACUUUGAUCCUGGCUCUAACAACUCGUUGCAGUAAGUUUUGACAAUCUGUUCUUUAUAUUAUCGCACUUCUGUAAUAUUAUUUUUAGUUCAAAGAUGGGCUCAGAUGUUUCACCCCACUUGUCCGAAAAUUGGGUUCAGCGAUUCAGGUCGGCUUUGUCAGCUACCACGGAUAACCUCACUUUCGACCAAAUAAAUCUUGUCACCUACUCUGGCCACACCGGCACUGUCAAGAAGAUCCGGGUCUUGGAUAAUGAGAACUCUUUUAUCAGUGCAUCUUCUGAUAAAACCGUAAAAGUUUGGUCGAUUAAAACGUCAGAAGAGGCCUCUCAAUGUCAAUGGACCUAUCGAAAUCACACUAAACCCAUCCAAGAUGUCCUCUUUAUGCCCGUUUCUUCGAUGAUUGUCUCUGCUGACAGCUCGGUUCAUGUUUGGGAUCCGUUUAGAGGCUCGGUGAUCCAUCAAGCUAAUUGGCCAACGGGAUCUUCGGAUCAAUCGAUCGUUUCUUUACAAAAAAUUAAUAAUUAUGCGGUUGUCGCGGGUUCCAAUUCGGAUCAAGUUAUACGGUAAGUUACGAGUUACUGUGCGAUCAUUGUUAUUUUAGAGUAAUGGAUCUUCGAAUGGGAUCCUGGAGUUGUCAUUUCCUUGCCGGAAUACCUCAAAGUAAUAUAAGUGGGCUGAAAUGCCUUGCUGCUUCACCCUCAGGGCAUAAACUGGCGGUGGCCUUAAGCAAUGGGAGCAUUUCAUUAAUAGAUUCGAGAACGGGGAAACUGAUGGCCUUAUCUUUUCAACAAAACACGGAUAUUUUCAAUGUAAGCAGCAUGUGUGGUACAAAUUCUAAUUUAAUUGUUGUUUUAGAUAGAAUGGUUGGACGAAACUCACUUUGUGUCCCUUUAUGUCGAUCACUCGGUAACUGUUUGGCGGAUUGACAGUGGUUUGAAGACUGAAUAUAAACUCCCAGAAGUUGCUCAAUUCCUGUGUCGCUGUUCUGAUGAUCAAUUCCUGACCCUCAAUGCCAAUCGAAUGCGGCUUUAUUGUCGAGACAAGUGCCACAGCGAGAUCAAGUUGAGAUCCGAAUUCAUUCAAGGUCAGAUUUCUGUGAUAACACCCCUGGAUUUGAACAAUAUGUUCUUGGUCGGGUCUUCGAGCGGCAUGAUCAGAUUGUCUUGCUAA
Bursaphelenchus xylophilus (pine wood nematode) is the source of this 4785-nucleotide messenger RNA. The record is from the annotation of a GenBank genome assembly. Lineage: Eukaryota; Metazoa; Nematoda; Chromadorea; Rhabditida; Aphelenchoididae.